Staurois parvus is the source of this 461-nucleotide messenger RNA. NCBI's taxonomy places the organism in Eukaryota, Metazoa, Chordata, Amphibia, Anura, Ranidae. The record is from the annotation of a GenBank genome assembly.
CCGAGGGACACAGAGAAUCACGGAAAGAGCCAAAGAUGUCGGCUCGGUCAUGUGAUCAGCUGUGUCCAAUCACAGCUGAUCACAUGGGAUAUAUACACUGAUCAUCAGGGCACUGAUGAUCAGUGUGCCCUGAUGAUCAGUGUGGCCCCAGAAGUAACACCUGUCAGUGUCCAUCAGUGCCAGCAGUCAGUGCUCAUCAGUGCCACGUGCCAGUGCCCAUCAAUGCCACAUAUUAGUGCAUACCAGUGCACAUCAAUGCCACAUAUCAGUGCCCAUCUGAGCUGCCUUUUAAUGUCACCCAUCAGUGCCAGUCAGUGCCACCUAUCAAUGCCAAUCAGUGCCACCUAUCAGUGCUGCCAAUCAGUGUUGCCCAUCAGUGCCAGUCAGUGCCGCCUAACAGUGCCAGUUAGUGCCACCUAACCGUGCCAGUCAGUGCCGCCUAUCAGUGCCAUAUAUCAGUG